This is a messenger RNA of Aspergillus alliaceus, 1227 nucleotides long. RefSeq names its product DJ-1/PfpI family protein. The record is from RefSeq and is a predicted model, not a curated record. The transcript has 2 exons. The coding region runs from base 275 to 973 and encodes 232 amino acids. NCBI's taxonomy places the organism in Eukaryota, Fungi, Ascomycota, Eurotiomycetes, Eurotiales, Aspergillaceae.
CCAUUACCAAGCAUGAAUGAUCAAUCAGCUAACCAGGACAGACUGCAUGCUGGAGGGAUUCAAUCCCGCUCGCCAUUGUUGCCGUUGGACUGACUGGUAGACUGGUGGACUGUCAGCCUCCGAACCCCGCGCCGAUCCCGGACUAGAUAUGUCAGGAGGGAAGGGUGAGUCACUCCUCCAUCACUGACACCUAUCUUGUCAGUAAUUGGGAUAUAUACCUCUCGUGCCUGCACACGUGCACCACCCGACAGGAGCCACUCAGCAUACUUUAACCAUGACAGGUAUGUUUUCUUCCAACCUUUCUCGUUCAGUCUCUUAUAUGGCAGAAUCCACCUCCCUUCGCGUGGGUAUUGCCCUAUUCCCUGGCUUCCAGGCCCUGGACGCAUUCGGUCCUCUGGACUGUUUGAACGUCCUGUCUAUAACCCAUCCCCUAAUCCUAUCUGUACUAUCCUCCACUCUGGAUCCGGUGACCAGCAAAACCUCCAUGACCAACCCGCACGUCAUUGGCCAGCAAAUCGUACCCACACACACCUUCGCGACGGCACCGCCUCUGGACGUGCUCCUCGUGCCCGGUGGGGUCGGCACGCGAGGAUCGAGCCCGGCCGUUCUGGACACCAUCGCGUUCAUCAAACAGACCUACUCGUCAUUGAAGUAUCUGAUCACGGUCUGCACAGGGUCCGGACUGGCAGCUCGCGCGGGGGUGCUGGACGGUCGAAAAGCCACCUCGAACAAGAAUGCGUUUCAUGAGAUGAAGGCCUUAGGACCCAAAGUGGAUUGGGUCCCUCGUGCGAGAUGGGUGACGGAUGGAAAUAUCUGGACUGCGUCAGGGGUCACUGCGGGGAUUGAUCUGACUCUCGCGUGGGUCGCGGAAGUGUAUGGGAAGGACACAGCGAAUAUGAUUGCGAAUGAAAUUGAACAUACCCAGCAUCUGGAUGCGAGCUAUGAUCCUUUUGCUGAUCUGUAUGGUUUGUAGGUCUUGCGUUAGCGACCUUGGGCAUGUAAUCCCCCCUUGUCAGCAACUACUCUCCAUCAGCCUUGCCAGGUCCUAUCGCAAGUAGCCGUAAUUGAGCCUCACUUGCAUGAUGACCGCAUGGUGUUCGAGUUUUGCGCCCGUCGUGUUCCGCUCGUGGCGAUCUCCCCCAUUUCUCUUGCCUUGGCGGCUCUUACAGAAUAUUCUAGAGAGUGGCAAUUUAAAUUCAAAUAACUCUUUUAGGUACAAAAACCAGC